AUGAAUGCUACGGGCGGAUCAAGACUGGCUCUAGGCCGUGAAAGACACGAAACGGCCACUGGAGGCGUGGAGGUAGAUGUCAAGGCUGGCGAUGUCAUCGUGGUUCCAGCAGGUGUAUCCCACCGAUCUCUGAGUGCGUAUGGGGAUUAUCGGUAUAUUGGAGUUUACCCCGAGGCCGCCCCAAAAUGGCGCAACAACUACUGCAGGGGCAAUGAAGACAUGGAAACCCUGCGAGAAGAGAUUGCUGGCGUCGAUAUUCCACAGCAUGAUCCGGUAUACGGUCUUGAUGGCCCUCUUGUGGAUAUUUGGAAUGAAGCCUCGCGACAGAAUAAGUUGUAG
This is a messenger RNA of Penicillium cinerascens, 339 nucleotides long. RefSeq lists its product as uncharacterized. The record is from RefSeq and is a predicted model, not a curated record. NCBI's taxonomy places the organism in Eukaryota, Fungi, Ascomycota, Eurotiomycetes, Eurotiales, Aspergillaceae. The transcript has 3 exons. The coding region runs from base 1 to 339 and encodes 112 amino acids.